Molecule: messenger RNA, 4200 nt
Organism: Sycon ciliatum
Lineage: Eukaryota; Metazoa; Porifera; Calcarea; Leucosolenida; Sycettidae
Exons: 1
Coding region: 1-4200 (1399 amino acids)
Biological process (GO): DNA integration
Molecular function (GO): nucleic acid binding; zinc ion binding
Source: RefSeq, a predicted model, not a curated record
AUGUCGAUGAAACUAGACAACUUUCUGCGAGUGUUCCGCGGGAACGGGGAUGACUGGGAGCGGUUUUUUGAGAAGUUCCUCGUGCUCGCCAGUAUCCAGGGCUGGGACACGGAGACGAAGAGGAUGAAGAGCCUGCCUCUUUUCCUCGACGGCGACGCGUUCCUGGUAUACUCACGCCUGAGCGCCACGGACCGCAAGGUCCAGGGCACAGUCGUCUCGAAGAUGCAAGAGUCGUUUUGUAUCACGAAGGCCCAGGCCUACAAGUGUUUCACUCAGCGUCGGCUGAAGGUGGACGAGGCCGUCGACGCUUACAUCGCCGAUCUGCAGCGUCUGGCGGGGCUGGCUGGCCACGACGCAUCUGAUGAUAAGGACCCGAUGGUCGUCGAGCAACUAGUGUGCGGUCUUCCGGCGGAGUUUCAGCGCGAGCUGAGGCUGGCCAUGGCCGGAAAAGAAUACUCCGUGAGCGGCUGUACGGACCUGAUCCGAGCACUGCGGACUGCUGCCACCGACGCUCGUCAGUCAGUACAGCAGCCCGUGGCUGCUGCGAUGCCAGCAUCGAGCGCCCAGUCGAGCGGCACCUCCACUGGAAACGGAGUGUGUUUUAACUGCCAGGAAGUCGGCCACAUCAGGCGCAACUGCCCUCACCUGCAGCGGGGUGCACCACGGAGUGGCGGUGGACCAAGAGGUGGCGGUCGCCAGAAGGGCGCGACGCAGCUGAGUUGCUAUUUCUGCGAUGGCGUUGGGCACGUCAAGGCGGACUGCCCCGAGCGGAAGACGUGGCUAGCGCGCAAGAGGGGCGCAGCUGCCGCGGGAGAGGACGCAGCAGCACAGAGCAGCCACAACGACCCCUGCCUCUGCACGGUUGCUGCACGGUCUAGAGGUGCGCUGCCGCGCGUGUACAUGGACAUCCGACCUGCCGACGGUCCUGGCCAGGAGUGGGCGCGAGCGAUGGCCGUCGUCGACACGUGUGCGAGUCACUCGCUCGUCUCUGCGAAGUUCCUACAGGCCUGCAACAUCCCGUACAGUGAUGACGUGUCCGUCGGGAUGGUUGCCCUGGAUGGUAGCGAGAUCGACCUGAUCGGCACCGUCAACCUUGACGUCCAGCGGCAGGACGGCCCUGUGUUUCUACCCUGUGUGUCUGUCGUGGCAUGCGUGACGCGGAGCCUGGAGGUCGUUGGCACCGACGUGCUGAUUGGAGCCGACAUUGUGGCGGGUGUUGGUGGCGUGCAGCUCAGCUACGACGACAACGGUGUGCUGGACGGAGUGCGCUUUGGUCAAGCGAAGGAGCCUGCCGUUGUAGCCGCAGCCGCCGAUAAGCAUCCGUCGCGCCGUGUGACUGUCGAGCAGGACGGAGAUGACGUCACCCUGUCGACGGAUGACGGUCAAGUCCGCUGGGACAGCGUCGCACAGCGUUGGAUGCUGACAUGGGCGUGGAAAGACCAGCAGCCGACAGCUCCUGUUGGGUCCGGCAUUGGCCAGUAUGCGCGGAACAAGCUCACGGCGGAGCAGGAGUCGCUAUUCUGUGACGAGGUCGACUCCUGGGUGGAGAACGGCUGGCUUGUUGAGCACGAUCCGGCAGUCCAUGGCGAGCCUGUUGCCGUGCUGCCCUUGCUGGCGAAGGCGCAAGAGCACAAGAGUUCCACGCCCGUCAGGCCUUGCCUGGACUAUCGUGGUCUGAAUUCGCUGAUCAAGUCCAACCCAGGCACCGACGCCCCGGCCUGUGCAGAGAAGAUCCGGAAAUGGCGGUCAAGCUGCGACGCGGAUUAUCAGCUGGUCGACAUCCGCAAGGCCUAUCUGCAAGUGCACGUUGACCCGUCACUGUUGCGCUAUCAAGUCGUCGUGUGGAACGGAAAGAUGUAUGUGAUGACGCGCAUGGGAUUCGGUCUCUCCAUCGCGCCUAAGUUCAUGGACAUGAUCGUGCGCUGGGUCACGCGGAAGUGGCCUGGAGUCGACAAUUACGUUGACGACAUCCUGACGCCGGCGCAGAUCCGCGAAGCCGUGGCUGCGGAGCUGCUACGCUAUGGCCUGCCGACUAAGCCUGCCGAGUCUCUGCCGUCUGCCCGCGUGCUUGGCCUACAGCUGUCCACUUCGGCGGCCGACGUGGUCAACUGGGCACGCCGCGACGGUGCCGACCUCAGCUUCGACCGUCCGCUGACGAAGCGUGGCGUGUUCAAGUGGACUGGACGUCUGACCAGCCACUACCCGGUGUGUUCCUGGCUUCGCCCGGCCUGCGCGUGGCUCAAGAGGCUCGCAUGCGCGGGGGAUCACUGGGAUGUUGCCGUGUCCAACGCUACCGUCCGGUGCUGCGAGGACCUAGAAGCGAAGGUCGCAAGCAGCGAUCCAGUACACGGCGUAUGGAACGUCCCGUCGACGGCUGUUGGCGACUGGGCCGUGUUCUGCGAUGCGUCUGACCUGGCAGUAGGAGUCGUCCUGCAGCUCGACGGCAAGGUCAUCGAGGACAGCUCGUGGCUGAGAGACGCGAACGACAGCAAGCACAUCAACGUCGCUGAGCUUGACGCCGCGCUCCGCGGCUUGACGCUUGCUGCAGAGUGGAAGCUGGAGGCAGUUCGGCUGAUCACUGAUUCGAAGACCGUGUUCGGAUGGCUGGAACAAGUCAUCGGCAACGUCUGCCGUGUGAAGGUGAGCGGUCUUCACAAGGUACUCGUCCAGCGCCGCCUUCAAAUCAUCGAAGACCUGGUUGAGUCGACCGGCUUAGCUGUCAAACUGGAGUGGGUCCGAUCCGAGCAUAACCCGGCCGACCGGCUGACCCGCGUGCCGUCGGAGUGGUUAAAGUGUCAGAAAGUGGCAGCCAAGGAAACCGCCGUCGGAGCCGCCACUGUUCCAGCGGUAGUCGGCCCUGUGUCGAGAGAAGAGAUCGCUAGAGGUCAGCUUGUUGAUGCUGACAUUGCUUCCGCUACUGAGCUGAUCGAGGCUGGCACGCCUGAGUUGAUCGCCGGUCCGUUCAAGAAAGUCAGCAAGCAGCUUGUGAUCAACGAUGGCGUCCUCUGCCGAAGCGUCAAACUGCCCGUCGAAGGCGUGGUAGCGGUGCCCGUGGUCCCGACCAAGCUUGUCCCGAAGGUCGUAAAAGCCGCCCAUUGCGCAUCUGGACAUGCCAGUUGGGGCGCGAUGUACGAGAUGCUACGCAGUCGCUGUUACUUUCCGUCAAUCGCCGAGAGCUGCCAGAGUCACUGCCAAAGCUGCGAGCGAUGCAGAGCAGCCAGCGGGCAGAGAGGACCAGCAGCGCCGCAGACCAGAACGGAAGUCCCAGGCCGCCCGUGGAGUGUUGUGCAGAUCGACACGCUGGAACUUGGUGCGGAGAAGAGCGGCAAGUUUAACUGCGUGCUUGUCUGUAUCGAUGAGUUCAGCAAGUGGGCUGAGGUUGUGCCUCUUCGCCGUCACGACGCGGAGUGUGUCGCCGCCGCGUUCACGACGAUCUGCUGCCGCUGGGGUCCGCCGGACAUCGUUCGCAUGGACAAUGGCACGGAGUUCAGGAACGCCAUCUGCGAUGCCCUCUUCCAGCAGUUCGGCGUGGAAGUCAGAACCGGAGCGGUGCGACACCCGCAGUCCCAAGGAGCUGCGGAGCGUAUGAACAGGACACUAAUCACCUUGAUGCGGAAGGUGCUGUUAGAAGCGUCUGACUGGAAGUCUGAGCUGGAGCUCCUCCUCCUCUACUACAGGACGCGCCCGCACUCUGCAACCGGCGUUGCACCGAUGGUUGCCAUGACUGGUUGGCUGCCGCGAGAUCUCAUCGUUGCAACUGAUCAGGAGGCGUGUAGCCUCAGCGCAUGGGUGACGCGGCUAGGAGAGCGGACAGCCCGAGUUCGUGACCUCGUUGAAGCAGAGUUCUCUACGACCGAUUCUGUCGUCGAAGUCUCUGAACAGUCGGCUUAUGACGUAGGAGAUGCCGUCCUGCUCCGUCAGCCGACACGGCAGCGCAAGCUGGCGCCGCUUUACGAGACCGGGUGGAUGGUGAAAAGAGUCGUGGGCCCCUCGACCUUUGUCAUCCGACACGUGAAUGGCGGGGAGAAGGUUAUCAAUGCUGACCUUCUGAAGCCCUCGCCAUCACAACCUGUCGCGGCUGGUGACCCAUCCGACGGCGACGACACACUUGCCGAGCACGGCGUGGAGCCGAUUGCUGGCCGGCAAGUCUACGGUCUGCGCGAUCGUCGUGACGUCCGUCCCCCCGCUCGCUAUGCGUGA